Molecule: messenger RNA, 1757 nt
Organism: Suncus etruscus (white-toothed pygmy shrew)
Lineage: Eukaryota; Metazoa; Chordata; Mammalia; Eulipotyphla; Soricidae
Gene: GCK
Product: glucokinase
Exons: 10
Coding region: 58-1455 (465 amino acids)
Biological process (GO): intracellular glucose homeostasis; glycolytic process; glucose 6-phosphate metabolic process
Cellular component (GO): mitochondrion; cytosol
Molecular function (GO): ATP binding; mannokinase activity; fructokinase activity
Source: RefSeq, a predicted model, not a curated record
UCCAUAUCCCUGUGGAGUGUGGAGGGUCCUAGUUGGCUCGGGCUACCCACUGCACACAUGCUGGACGACAGAGCCAGGAUGGAGAGCCCCAAGAAGGAAAAGGCAGAGCGCAUCCUGGCUGAGUUCCAGCUACAGGAGGAGGACCUAAAGAAAGUGAUGUGGAGGAUGCAGAAAGAGAUGGACCGUGGCCUGAGGCUGGAGACCCAUGAGGAGGCCAGCGUGAAGAUGCUGCCCACCUAUGUGCGCUCCACCCCGGAAGGCUCAGAAGUCGGGGACUUCCUGUCUCUGGACCUGGGCGGCACCAACUUCAGGGUGAUGCUGGUGAAGGUGGGGGAAGGCGAGGCAGGCCAGUGGAGCGUGAAGACCAAGCACCAGAUGUACUCGAUCCCCGAGGAUGCCAUGACGGGUACUGCUGAGAUGCUCUUUGACUACAUCUCCGAGUGCAUCUCGGACUUCCUGGACAAGCAUCAGAUGAAGCACAAGAAGCUUCCCCUGGGCUUCACUUUCUCCUUCCCUGUGCGGCAUGAAGACAUCGACAAGGGUAUUCUUCUCAACUGGACCAAGGGGUUCAAGGCAUCUGGAGCAGAAGGAAACAACAUCGUGGGACUACUGCGAGAUGCCAUCAAGCGGAGAGGGGACUUUGAGAUGGAUGUAGUGGCGAUGGUGAAUGACACUGUGGCCACCAUGAUCUCCUGCUACUAUGAAGAUCACCGAUGUGAGGUCGGAAUGAUUGUGGGUACAGGCUGCAACGCAUGUUACAUGGAGGAGAUGCAGAACGUGGAGCUGGUGGAGGGCGAUGAGGGCCGCAUGUGUGUCAACACUGAGUGGGGUGCUUUCGGGGACGCGGGUGAGCUGGAUGACUUCCUGUUGCAGUACGACCGUGUGGUGGACGAGAACUCCUUGAACCCAGGCCAGCAGCUGUUUGAGAAGCUCAUUGGCGGCAAGUACAUGGGCGAGCUAGUGCGCCUGGUACUGCUGAAGCUCGUGGACGAGAACCUGCUAUUUGGAGGGGAGGCCUCAGAGCAGCUGCGCACACGCGGAGCCUUCGAGACCCGCUUCGUGUCGCAGGUGGAGAGCGACUCAGGCGACCGCAAGCAGACCCUCAACAUCCUGCGCACCCUGGGAUUGCGGGCGUCGGUGGCCGACUGCGACCUGGUGCGGCGCGCUUGCGAGAGCGUGUCCACGCGCGCUGCGCACAUGUGCGCUGCGGGGCUGGCGGGCGUCAUCAACCGCAUGCGGGAGAGCCGCAGCGAGGAUGUCAUGCGCAUCACCGUGGGCGUGGACGGCUCCGUGUACAAGCUGCACCCCAGCUUCAAGGAGCGCUUCCACGCCAGCGUGCGCAGGUUGGCACCCAGCUGCGAGAUCACCUUCAUCGCAUCCGAGGAGGGCAGCGGCCGUGGCGCCGCGCUGGUGUCGGCUGUGGCCUGUAAGAAAGCGGGCAUGCUGGGCCAUUGAGAGGACAGGCUCAGCAGGAGCCUCUCGAGCCCCGAGAUGGCUUCGUGCCAGUCCUCUGUGCCUGGCUUGCCCGCCUCAGACACCAGCGCAGCAGAGCAGAGGAGAGGGAGCUCUGCAGCACAGGGGACCCGGUGGGCCCUCCUGGAAGUCACGGUGGAUGGAACAGCUCGCAGGACACUGUCAAAGCCGCCGCUACUGCCUCACUGCAUCAAUGCCUCUUGGAGAUGGGCUCCAGUCAUGGAACUGGGGUGCCCUCUGGACCCCGCUGUGGCCUGGCUCCCCCAGUACUUAGCCCAGGUCAA